CGUCAGUCAAAGGCAGCAGCGCGCGCGCUUGGUUUCGUGGGAGCAGGUCUUAUGGGGCAUCGGUUGUUCCGUUCCGCGUUGCAUUCCUCAGUUCGGUCUUCGCUAAUCGAGUGAUAAGACGCGUUAUUCCGCGUUACACUACCAACUAUCUACGGUCCAAUACGGGGGCAGUUAUCGUUCGACGGUGACUACGACAAGAACCGGGUGCAGUCGUUUUUGAGUGUCUCGUUUGAUGCGACCACGCUACGCGUAGUGUAGUGCGGCGUGAUAUGCACUAGUGUAAGGUGCUAGCGCUGAGGGAAAGGUCAGGAUCAACUACUGUCCGGUGUGCUGCAAACUAUUUGAAGCGCGCGCGGAAAUUCACGGUCAAGCGGGACUUCGGGGAGGAGGAAUUUUGAAAAGUGGGAAGAGACCACGUUGGUAGUAAAGUUGUUUCGAAUGGUUUGAAUGAGGCAUCUUCUCUCAUCAGCAUCAGCACUUCUGCUUGUAGAAGGUGUUAUUUUAGGGUGGAUGCUAAGUGGAUGGUGGAAAAACGUGACAGUGCAGUGGAAUAGCGCGUGGAACUGAGGCGCAAACAAGUGAUGAUUGUUAUUUUCGGUUGGCCCCGCCGCGGUUUUCUGUGACAGCAGCAGCUAGCGUAUAAUUUCAGUGUUGGUCUAUGGGAACGAAAGUAGAUCGACGUCGUUGACGACGUAGAUGACGGCCACAAUCGCAGAUUCUGGCUUAGCCGUUUUUGUGUUGGUUGGUUUGGGAUCUGAGAUAUGUCCGCUGGGAAGAAUAAGAUCAAACGGUGCGAGUGAUUUCAAUAAAUUGUUGCUCUUCAACUACGUUUAGUGCCCGAAAGUUCAGCGGUUCUCAAAUAAUCAACUUUAAAACAAUUAUUUCGACAUCAUCUGCCGCCAUCUAUGCAAAGUGUUAAAAUCGUGUAACUUAAAUCCCACAUCGACUCGUCCUGACUAAACAAAUUGAGAACUGCUGCUACCUCCCUGAAAACGCGUCCGAAAGUGACGCCGAAUCCAACCAAUGAAGUCCGCAGGGAUUCGCCUCACGGCUGAAAGUGAAGGUGAUUUGGGAAAUUAAGAAGAGCCGUGUGUGGGGAGCGGUCCCAAAUGCAAAUCAAGCCACCAUUCAGUGAUAGAGACCACCGAGAAGAGAAGAUUUAUUAGUGGCGAUAGCAGAAGGAGUGCGAAUUAUAUUUCAAGAUCAACUGGUAUCGGUCGAGAAAAGGGGGAAUAUUGAGUUCGGUCUCGACGUUUUGGUAGACGUCUCAAUAGAUGUCUUCGUAGUUGUUGUUUGUGAUGGUUUGGUUGAUAUCCAAAAAAAUAAAAGUAUCCCUCGACGUUUCGAAUAUGUUAUUGAUGCGACUACAGAUGAUGGUGUUGCUGUUGCUGCCUUCGGUGGGUUUGGCCCAUUUUGUAACAAGUUCCCAAUUGGUGUGAAAUAAUUGUCUAUUUUUAUCCACCCCUGCAAAGGAACGGGCGAUCAGGGGGGAAAAUUUGUGAGUGAAUUGGAUGUGAUGUGAAGCACGGUAUGAAGAAGAGUAAGAAAAUAUUUUAAUAAUAUCAUAUCAACCAUCGUCAGACUCUACGGGUGAAAAAAAGGCGAAGGAAGCCAGGAAGCAUCAUUUAUGCAGGAAAAACGCUGUGAAAUUAUACAAGUAUUUGGACGACGAAGGCGACGACGCUGUUUUGUGACGGUUAAAUGUUGGUGAAAACGACGAAACAACCGACAGCAAACGGCGAUCAAUGAACUGCGUCAUCCGAUAAGCAACUUCCACCAAGUGCAAAAGGACACCACCUGGAAAAACUACAAACGCAUACCAAUGGCGAGUCCAUCCCUCGAUGGCAUCUCGGUAUGAGGUGCAACGUCCAGCUAAAGUUCAAAUUUUCGGAGAAAACGUUUACACCACCAUCAUCACCAUCAUCUUCAUCAUCAUCGACGGUUGGCAGAGCAUUCUGCUGGCAGUUGAGCACCAAAUGGCAAAGUGAUGCAAAAGUGUCCAUUGUGAGUUGAAAAAGUGUCGUUUUGAUCGUCAACUUUCCAUCAGCUUGGCCAAGAGUGACGUGCGUUCCCAGACGAGAAAAAUCCCUAUGAAAGUUUAUUUUUUCCAGCAGUUGUUAUUUAAGGACGAAGAGAAAUCAAGUCCAUUGUAAAGUGCAGAUUGCAAAAAGUGAGCGUCAGUUGGGCGUGCCACGUCUAAGGGAGGGAGUUUUAUGCAAAUGAAGCAAUCCAAGCGGAAUAAGUGAGUUGCGAACGAACUGUCGAAGAAAAGCUAGUGGCAAGUUAUGGAAAAGUUGCAAACAUUAAAUUAAUUAGAAGUGUCGAGGCACAGGAGGAAAAACAGAAGAAUUUACACUCGUAAGACAGCCCAACCGAAUUGAAAGUGGCUGAUCGUCCUCCGAGUUUGCCGUAUACAAGUAGUUUUGCGAAAAAAGUAUAGUCAGAAGUGGAAGCGGAGCGCGUGUAGUGAGGCUUAAUUACAUUUUCGAAGUGCCACCAGCUGAGAGCCUUCGGAGUGUUGUCGACAAUAGGCGCAGAUUAAGUUUAGGACCAGAGCUCGAGAAGCUGCCCCUUUGGGGCGCAGAAACGAUGGACGACGUGCAAAACAGUAUCAACACGCAGCUGAGAUAAAGGGUAAUCAUCUAAACGAAAGUUCAAACUGACAUCAAUGGCAUAACCCAUCUCGAGGCACAGAAGAACAUCCUGAGAGAAGUUCCAUCCGGAUGAUAUUCUGCUCCCGAGCCAACGCGCGUAACGCAAAGAUCCCCGCCGACGACGACACGACGGAUGCAACGAAACUGGAAACAUCUGGCUACCGUUCACCACCGGAAUGCGACCGGAUCCCGUUCUGAAGUGUCGAUUCCCAGCACGGCAAACAACGAAUGUCAUCAUUUCAUCGUUACCUCCACUAUCGCAACCGGUGUCAUCGCAAAGCAAACUUUUCUUCUUCUGCUGCUGCCUCCAAGGACACGUGUUUGAACUUCUUCCGGCCCGUUAGGCACCCAAGCCGAACCCACGCCAGUUCCAGUAGAAUAGAAGGAAAACCAACGGUUAUAAAGAUAGAUGGCAUAGCGAGGAGCGGGAAAAUUCCUGGGCGUAUUUUAUCGCGAGAUUUGCUCUUGAGAUUAUAAAGAAGUAAAAAGCGGAACUUUUUAUUUUCGCCGGACCGGAGAUUGCAUUCAUCGCUGAAGGAAAAGACGUUAUUGCUUUAAGAACCGAUUCAACGGCAGCUUUAAAAUAGUGUUAAGACUAGAGCGUAGCCAUUGCGUUGAGGCUAUAUAGAAAAUAGUAGACAAGACUAGUUUAAAAGAUUUUAAGGUAAUGCCAGGCUGCUGAGCUAGGUUAGGUAGGCAUAAAAAUGAACACCACAAACGUCGACUAUGACUACAGUAUCAUUAUCGAGGACAACCACUACUUCCUGCAUGGAUCGGCGGCGAACUUCUCGGACGGAUCUCACAAUGGAACGUUCCAGCGCAAUAUGUCGAUGUGCUACUAUGCGUUGGAGAUCGACGAGGAGCUCACGGUGUUUGAGUUUUGGAUCAGUGGUGUCCUGAUGAACAUAAUUUCCCUGCUAGGCAUCCUCGGCAAUAUUCUGUCGAUGGUGAUUCUCUCCAGACCGCAGAUGCGUUCCAGCAUCAACUAUCUACUGAUAGGUCUAGCCCGCUGUGAUACAAUAGUGAUCCUAACGUCAAUGUUGCUGUUUGGCAUCCCCGCCAUCUAUCCAUACACGGGCUAUCUCUUCUAUUACUAUUAUGUGAUACACCCGGUCAUAUCGCCGGUCGUAUAUCCGUUGGCGAUGACGGCUCAGACCGCAAGCGUCUACCUAACGCUUACCGUUACUUUAGAACGAUACGUAGCUGUAUGUCAUCCCCUGCGAGCCCGAGCCCUCUGCACUUACGGCCGGGCUCGGAUCUACGUGAUAGGUAUUCUCAUCUUUUCGCUCCUCUAUAAUCUGCCUCGAUUUUGGGAGGUAUCCGUAUCGGCCUUCGAUCACCCCGGCUACGAAGGAGCUUACUGCGUGAGUGCGUCAAGUCUCCGCACCCAGGACAUCUACAUCCGAGUCUACGUCCACUGGAUGUACACGGUGUUCAUCUACCUGAUCCCCUUCACAUCUAUCUCCUUCUUUAACACCAUGAUCUACGAGCAGGUACGCAAGGCGAACCGUGAACGUCAGCGACUGUCCAGGUCCGAGAAGCGAGAGAUCGGCCUUGCCACCAUGCUCAUCUGCGUAGUGGUUGUGUUCCUGCUGUGCAAUCUGCUCGCCAUGGUCAACAACAUCAUGGAAGCGGCCUAUUCGAAAAUCAACGAUUAUCUAGUCAAAACUUCCAACCUGCUCGUCACCAUCAACUCGUCCGUCAACUUCAUCAUCUACGUCAUCUUCGGCGAGAAGUUUAAACGGAUUUUUCUUUUGUUAUUUUGUAAAUCGCGCCUCGGCCGGGAGUCGCCGGAUGGAUUUCUCCAUGAGGAUAGUUCAUUCUCAAACGGCGAAGGAAGCAAUAGAAACAGCGGUCGUUUCCAGCGAGUGGGUACAACCCGAAGCAGUACGACCAAGAUCACCAACAGUACGCUCGGCAGCAUACGUACGACGCGGACCACGAUCCGGAGUACCCGGGCUCCAUCUCCCGGUCCGAUAGUGUACUACCCGGCGCGGGAAUCGAUGCCCCGGCUGCAGCCCCACCAACCUAUAAGCCGGAGCACCUCGAUGUUCCACCCGUGCUGGGAACGGGGUGAAAACGGAACCAACGGGAUCAUGAUGGCCACUUCCGGGUUCUAGCCGUUGCUCAAGGCUUCCUGCUCGGACGAUGGCCUCGGCGGGGAUCACAAGUUUUGAGCUUUUGGGCGUCCGGUAGGUUAGUGACUGUUGAUGUAGUUGAUAGAAGAGAUUAUGACACUAUUAUAGCUUUAAUCAGCGCGAUACCUGAAGGUAGUAAUGGUAGUAAGAGAGAACACACAAAACAUAGAAAUCCAAUUUGUUACGGAAAGACCAAUUAUUACGGGCGCCACCAUAGGGGCGCAUGUGCUGACGAAUGAGAUAUGCUAAGAAUCAAAUCAUUGAAAUCCUUAUUUUUUCAUACCAGAUUGCACUGGUAGUUCGAAUUCGUGUUGAAUCAUAUUAGAUGUGACGCAAAAAAUGGCGAUAAAAUUUUAGACAAAUAAAUCGAUUUAAUAAGGUUGCA
Messenger RNA from Aedes aegypti (yellow fever mosquito), 5177 nucleotides. Its product is annotated as FMRFamide receptor. Gene Ontology annotation, molecular function: G protein-coupled receptor activity. The transcript is spliced from 5 exons. Lineage: Eukaryota; Metazoa; Arthropoda; Insecta; Diptera; Culicidae. Bases 3359 to 4774 code for a protein of 471 amino acids. Gene Ontology annotation, cellular component: membrane. Gene Ontology annotation, biological process: G protein-coupled receptor signaling pathway. The record is from RefSeq and is a predicted model, not a curated record.